AUGGGGAACAACAUAUCGAAAAUCUGUAAUGCAUGCAUGAAGAAUAACGAUUAGAUUAGAUUAGAUUAAAAUUAUAGCGGGUCGUCGGGGUUUAUUUCAGCCCCUCUCCGUCCAACGGAUAGCUUCGCAUUGUCGCUAAGCGCUAUCCUCACACCACCACCCUUUUCCCAGAGUGACGUCCCCAAAAAAUGGUGACGUCAGAGGUCUGUCGGGGAGAAAACCCUACCGAAUCGGCCGAGCCUUUUCUUGGUCCCAAAGUUCAGCCAAAGACUCCCUUAACCUCUGACAGGGCUCAGAGUACGGGUGAAUCGCCUUUGCUUACUCCAUGUCCUGUCUGAACCUUAUUGCAGGUUCGAUAAUGCUCCCAUGGAGUAGUAUCAGGACUUUGCGCCGGUAGGGACUUCUGCAGGUAAGGAAAAAAGAUCUAAGGUUAUCCCUUAGGCCAAAAACCCACCCCGGAGAACUAUCGCCAUGUGGCUCACUUUUCCUGGCCCGGAUCAACUCACGGGUUGUCAGGAGUCCACGUCAGAUCACGCCAUUUUAAUAAUUCUCGAAGAAUAACGAGGCAUCAGAAAUUGUACUAUUAGAAAAUAAAGAAAAAAAUAAGCCAAUACAAACAAUCCCAAUGGUCAUAAAAGGAUUUAAUACAUGCGAAGUUAUGAAUAAAUUAGAAAUUGCCAAGGUGGAAUUUAUGGGAUUGAUAAAUGAAGGGAUUGAAGGAGGAGGCUGUGAAAUCGUCGUGGAUAACCCAGAUUGCAGAGUCUCUGGAAAAGAAACAGCAGAUGGAUACUUGGUUAAGUAUCAAUUUUUGAUGCCGUAUGAGUCAAAUGUGCUUUGAUCAUUUUUACAAAAACUUGACAAAAGACCUAUAUGAGAUAAAAACGUGCUGUCUACGAAAAAGAUUGCACAAAUUGAUCUCGAUACCUGUAUAUACCAUUUUAUUUUGAUUUCUUCUAUGUCUUUAUAGGAAAUUUUCUUAUAAAAGUCAACAAAUACAGUAUAAUUCGAACAAUCUAUAAGAAACAAUGGACAAUUGCAUCCCGAGAAAAUUUAAUUGCUUGUAGAAAGGCAAAAAUCGGGGGCGCAGUCGCAGAUUUAAGUACCUCUGUCGAAUCUGACGAAUUUCCUAUCCAAAAUGAUUAUGUAAGAGUCAAGCUUUUCGUAGGUGGAUAUUAUUAUGAGCCUAUAGAAAAAGAUGAAAACGGUAAUAUUACACGCGUGACGAGUGUUUCUCAUAUCGAUAUUGGAAUGACCAAUGUGAUGAAUAAAUUGGCAAGAAAAUUGACAUCUACAGGCAUUCCAAAAUAUGUAAAAACAUUGCUAGGAGAACUAAAAAAUGAUUUAAGAGAAUCUAAUUAA
Blepharisma stoltei is the source of this 1359-nucleotide messenger RNA. The record is from the annotation of a GenBank genome assembly. Lineage: Eukaryota; Ciliophora; Heterotrichea; Heterotrichida; Blepharismidae.